This is a messenger RNA of Musa acuminata subsp. malaccensis (wild Malaysian banana), 1981 nucleotides long. The record is from RefSeq and is a predicted model, not a curated record. NCBI's taxonomy places the organism in Eukaryota, Viridiplantae, Streptophyta, Magnoliopsida, Zingiberales, Musaceae.
AUCUCCUCCUCCACCUCCCAGGAGAGGAACGAGAUGGCGGCCGGGAGAGAGUACACGUCGGGCCGCUUGGAGCAGCUCAUGAGCGGCGGCAGAGAUUGGAGGACGCCGGGUUUAGUCCAGGUCAUCCUCGGCGUGGUGGGGCCGUCGCAGGAGGUGGCCGGGGAGGAACCGUCGCCGCCGGACCGGAUCGUGCUGGUGAACCCCGUGACCCAGGGUAUGGUGGUGCUGCAGGGGGACCCCGAUUUGAUGGCGGAGAUUUUGUCCGAGAGGAGCGUGGGAGAUGGCGGUCACGGCGCUGGCGGCCCGCCGCCGGCGUCCAAGGCGUCGAUCGAGGCGAUGAGGACGGUAGAUGUGGGGGAGGGGGAAGGGGUGCGGCAGGAAGAAUGCCCGGUGUGCUUGGACGGACUAGGGGAAGGAGAGAAGGAAGAGUCGGCGGCGGUGGUGAGGGAGAUGCCGUGCGGGCAUCGGUUCCACGAGGGUUGCAUCGUGAAGUGGCUGGGGAUGCACGGGUCGUGCCCGGUGUGCCGCUUCCGGAUGCCGCCGGAGGAGGGCGUAGAUCCAAAGAAAGGCGACGGCGAGGGGGACGGGGCCGAAAACGAGGAGCAGAGGAGGAGGAGGAUAAGAGGGAUGUGGCUUACCAUCGUCUACAGACGAGGCAGAGGUGAAAUAAGCGAUCAAGCGUUGCAAUCGCCGGGAGAAGAAGACGGUGGAGGAGGAUAUAGUGGCGGCGAUGCUGCCGCUGUUUCUGCCGAAACCGACGGUGGCAUCGAACGAGUGGAUCAAUAAAACUGAUCUCUGUUUUUUUCUCAUUUCUCUUUUUUGUUUUUUUUUACUAUUGUCUGUUUUUAAAUAAAAAUGAUGAAAUAAAGACGACUAAAAAUAUUUGUAUAAUGAUUGGUGGGGCCAAUGAAGAUGCUUCCAAUCAGAGUCUGACACGUUUCACAUCAUGUUCUUUCAGGCCUAGUCAAAGUCAGAUCCGACCCAACCCAACACGGCUUAUUUAGUGUGUGUAGCCGAAUCCGACCCAAUACGUGGGAACGGAUCCAAACAAACCGGUUGGGACGAUUGACCAAAUCAAAAUCAGCUUCUAAAUCAGAAGUACGACCGAGUCAUAUCGUAGCACGCAUCUCAAAGGCGCCCAUCGGCCCCGCACCCGCGGGACUCGGUUGGCGUGUGGCUCGAUAAAGACGGCGGAUGGCUCGGUUCAUCCUCCGAUAAAAAGGAGGAGAGGAGGAAGGGGAAGAAGACGACGACCAUGGCAAGGCUUCCUCUCCUGGCGCUUGUGCUCGUAUCAGCCCUCCUCUUCCUGUCUUCCCCUCAAGGUGACGGAGCUCGCUGCUCUCGUUCGGCUUCCUCCUCUCCUUCUUCCUUGUCUGCAUCACAUGCUCUUCAUUCCCUUCGUGUUUUGGCUGUGCAGGAUAUGGGAGAAGGAUUCACGUCAUGAAGCAUUAUGAAGCGUGGAACUCUCCGGUGCCAUCGCAUAAGGAAGAUUCAAGGAUGGGAAGAGAGACGACGGAGAUGGAGAUGGACUACCCGGAGCCGGGAGCCAAUACAAACCCCCGGGCCGGAGCAAUCUUCGGCUCCCCACCACCAUCACCUCCCGUCCACUAGCCGCCAUCAACCAACGCAACAAGAACAGAGAGCAGCAGCUGCAGCAGCAGCAGAGAAGGAUGAAUAAAGGUUCAUUGUCUGUCUCCUAUAGAUUAGCGGGUCUCUCGUCUUCUCCUCUCCCAUGAAUAAUGGCUUCUUUCCUUUCUCCUCCACAUGUGUGAGUACAUGGAGAGCCACCUACUUUUAGGAAGAGUGGAUGUCUUAGGUUUUGUUAAUGGAGCUGCUGGUGAGGGCUCAUCAUCAGGCAGCAUGCAGCAGGUGGGCAAAACCAUUGCCAUGUCCAACUUGUGUGUAUACUACAACGCUAUUGCACUCAAAGAAAGCAUGUGAUCUACUCGAUGUUUCUAUAAAGCAGCUACUAAUGCAUGGA